AUGGCCUCUGCCCGCCUGGCCCGGGGGCCGACGCGCCCGCUCGCCGCGGGGUCGCCCCUGCUGCCGCCGCUGCUGCUCCUGCUGCUGCUGUUGCUGCUGCUGCUGCUGGGGGCGCCGGGCCCGGGGGCGGCCCUGAGCGGGAACGAGACGGGGCCUGGGCCGCGGGCCGCCGAGGCGAGCGCCAGGAGGAGCGCGGCGGGGACCGGCCCUCCGCCGCUGCUCAGCCACUGCGGCCGCGUCGCCUCCUGCGAGCCGCUGCGCUACAACGUGUGCCUGGGCUCGGCGCUGCCCUACGCCGCCACCUCCACGCUGCUGGCCGGGGACUCGGAAUCCCAGGAGGAGGCGCACGGCAAGCUCGUGCUCUGGUCCGGUCUCCGGAAUGCCCCCCGCUGCUGGGCAGUGAUCCAGCCCCUGCUGUGCGCUGUGUACAUGCCCAAGUGUGAGAAUAACCGUGUGGAGCUACCCAGUCGCACCCUGUGCCAGGCCACCCGUGGCCCCUGUGCCAUCGUGGAGAGGGAACGGGGCUGGCCCGACUUCCUGCGCUGCACCCCCGACCGCUUUCCCGAGGGCUGCCCGAACGAGGUGCAGAACAUCAAGUUCAAUAGUUCGGGACAGUGCGAGGCCCCCCUGGUUCGGACCGACAACCCCAAGAGCUGGUACGAGGACGUGGAGGGCUGUGGGAUUCAGUGCCAGAACCCGCUCUUCACCGAAGCCGAGCACCGGGACAUGCACCGGUACAUCGCGACCUUCGGCGCCGUCACCGGCCUCUGCACGCUCUUCACCUUGGCCACCUUCGUGGCCGACUGGCGGAACUCGAAUCGCUACCCUGCCGUGAUCCUCUUCUAUGUCAACGCAUGCUUCUUCGUGGGCAGCAUUGGCUGGCUGGCCCAGUUCAUGGACGGCGCCCGCCGGGAGAUCGUCUGCCGUGCAGACGGCACCAUGAGGCUGGGGGAGCCCACUUCCAACGAGACCCUGUCGUGUGUCAUCAUCUUUGUCAUCGUCUACUAUGCCCUGAUGGCCGGAGUUGUGUGGUUUGUGGUCCUCACCUAUGCCUGGCACACCUCCUUCAAGGCACUGGGCACCACCUACCAGCCUCUGUCGGGCAAGACCUCCUACUUCCACCUGCUCACGUGGUCUCUGCCCUUUGUGCUCACAGUGGCGAUCCUCGCAGUGGCCCAGGUGGACGGGGACUCAGUGAGCGGCAUCUGUUUCGUGGGCUACAAGAACUACCACUACCGCGCUGGCUUCGUGCUAGCCCCCAUUGGCCUGGUGCUCAUUGUGGGUGGCUACUUCCUCAUCCGGGGUGUCAUGACUCUCUUCUCCAUCAAAAGUAACCACCCCGGGCUGCUGAGCGAGAAGGCUGCCAGCAAGAUCAACGAGACCAUGCUGCGGCUGGGCAUUUUUGGCUUCCUGGCCUUUGGCUUUGUGCUCAUCACCUUCAGCUGCCACUUUUAUGACUUCUUCAACCAGGCUGAGUGGGAACGCAGCUUCCGGGACUACGUGCUGUGCCAGGCCAAUGUGACCAUAGGGCUGACCACCAAGAAGCCCAUCCCUGACUGUGAGAUCAAGAACCGCCCCAGCCUCCUGGUGGAGAAGAUCAACCUGUUCGCUAUGUUCGGGACCGGCAUCGCCAUGAGCACCUGGGUCUGGACCAAGGCCACGCUACUCAUCUGGAGGCGCACUUGGUGCAGGUUGACGGGGCAGAGUGAUGAUGAGCCCAAACGCAUCAAGAAGAGCAAGAUGAUCGCCAAGGCCUUCUCCAAGCGGCGGGAGCUGCUGCAGAACCCAGGCCAGGAGCUCUCCUUCAGCAUGCACACAGUCUCCCACGACGGGCCCGUGGCUGGUUUGGCCUUUGACCUCAACGAACCUUCAGCUGAUGUGUCCUCUGCCUGGGCCCAGCAUGUCACCAAGAUGGUGGCUCGAAGGGGUGCCAUCCUCCCUCAGGAUGUGUCUGUCACCCCUGUGGCAACUCCAGUGCCUCCAGAGGAAAAAGCUAACCUGUGGCUGGUGGAGGCCGAGAUCUCGCCCGAGCUGGAGAAGCGGCUGGGCCGGAGGAAGAAGCGGAGGAAGAGGAAGAAGGAGGUGUGCCCACUGGGGCCACCCCCGGGCCCCGCGCCCGCGCCCAGCGCUGUCCCACGCCUGCCCCAGCUGCCCCGGCACAAGUGCCUGGUGGCCACGGGCGGCUGGGGAGCGGGGGAGCCCUGCCGACAGGGCGCCUGGACCCUGGUCUCCAACCCCUUCUGCCCAGAGCCCAACCCCCUGCAGGCCCCUUUCCUGCCCAGCGCCCCCGGCCCCUCGGCCUGGGUUCAGGACCGCCGCCAGGGGCUGGGGCCCAUUCACUCCCGCACCAAUCUGAUGGAGGCCGAGCUCCUGGACGCUGACUCGGACUUCUGAGCCUGGACAGCAUCCCUGGGGUGGGGGUGGGG
Molecule: messenger RNA, 2426 nt
Organism: Sorex fumeus (smoky shrew)
Lineage: Eukaryota; Metazoa; Chordata; Mammalia; Eulipotyphla; Soricidae
Gene: SMO
Product: smoothened, frizzled class receptor
Exons: 12
Coding region: 1-2394 (797 amino acids)
Biological process (GO): central nervous system development; positive regulation of smoothened signaling pathway; commissural neuron axon guidance
Cellular component (GO): cilium; dendrite; plasma membrane
Molecular function (GO): transmembrane signaling receptor activity; patched binding
Source: RefSeq, a predicted model, not a curated record